GAAACAAACGCGAUUUGCGACGGAGAUAAAUAAUUGAAAAAAAAAAUGCGGCUGUCCGACUGCGCAUCCCUGGGAGUGAAUAGGGAAACGCUGCGCCAGUGUCCCGGCUGAGAGACGGAGCCGAUCUGACCCAACAUAAGCUCCGGAGCCGUUUCCCCUCCUGUCAUUUCACAAACCGCUGCCAAAAAUCAUCGUUUCCAACAUGUGUGCAGGGAGACAGAAUAAAAGUUGUGUGUUGGCCAAUGCGCACCUCCGUCGGUCCCAUCCUGCAGAAGCAUGUCCCGUCGGAAACAGAAACGACCCCAGCAGCUUAUGAGCCUGACCCUCGGUGCCUGUCGGAUACUUGAGCAUGAUGACAUCUUGGCAGUGAGGUCACACUCUGCUCCACUUACCCAGGAUCCUCCUGUGUGCUCUCCAUCCUCCUCUCUUCAAAGAUCCCAGUUGUCCCUUGCACUUCAUUCAUCUCUCAAGGGCUCUCAGUCCCCCCCUCUAUCUUCUGAGGGUCCACUGCUAUCCUGCUCAACCAGCCAGCCCCUUAAAGACCCACAGCCCUCCCUUUCCCCCAAAUUCCCUUACUCUACUCUCCUUUCCAACAGUAAACAUCCACCUGUGCUUCAACUGUCUGACUGCAACUCUGCAUCAUCCUCAAGAGCCCUUAUCCACUCCUCUAGAAGUGCAAGUAUGGCCUCUCCCAAGCUGGGUCUGUCUGCCACUACAACAACCUCCUCUUCUUCCUCAUCAUCCUCUGCUUCCCUUUGUCCUCCGCCACACCCUGGCAGCCCCAGCCGUGUCCCUGAGGGUCCCCCAAGUCCUGUUACUCCAACUCCCAGCCCAGGAGUGGCAUCUUCCUCGUCUGCGCCCUCUAGAGCCCAAUUGAGCAUCGCCCUGAUCCUGGAGGAGCUGCGGGUGUUGCAGCAAAGGCAGAUCCACCAGAUGCAGAUAACAGAGGAGAUCUGUAGACAGGUGCUACGCCUUGGUGGAGCUUCCUAUUCCAUAGAUGCACCCCCCCAACAUCUCCUCCCUUCUUUGCCUCAGCUCUGCCUUGAAAACACCAAACGUGCACCCAGCCCAGCUGAUGAGCCAACUACAACUCAGACUUCAACCUCAGUGGCUCCUCUCCUAGCUUGUUUCUCCUCCCUUUUGCCCUCUCAAGCAGCCAAUAAACCAACAAAGCCAAGCAGUUCUUUGUCUCAAAUUCUGCAGCCCCACAAGACCCAUAUGGAAGGGACAGGAGGGGCCGCAGGGGCUCAAGGUUAUCUGAGAGGAAGUUCUCGGUCAACAGCUCCCUCUACCCCCUCCUCUGCCGCCAUUCCAAUGGCGCCAUCCAACUGUCCACUUGCCCUGUCUUUAGCUCUGCCUAACCGCUAUCUUCAUGAGAAGUCUUCAAAUACCACUUCAUCAAGUGGUCACAGCAGUAUGCCCUUCCUGAACUCUGCUUCUGUCCCAAUGGUCUCAAACCCCCAACAAGCACUUCACUCUGUCUCUGGAGGCCAAGAGCCCUCUUCUGCAUCAAGCUCCACCUCUGCAAGUCGCCUCCAACAUGCCUGCCGUUUUUGUGGUAAAACUUUCAGCAGUGACUCUUCCCUGCAGAUACAUCUCCGCUCCCACACAGGAGAACGACCCUACCAGUGUCCCGUGUGCCUCAGUCGCUUCACCACACGGGGAAACCUCAAGGUUCACUUUCUACGCCAUCGUGAGCAAAAUCCAGAGCUCUCAUUGUCACUCCUCCCACCUUCUCUGUUUGGGGUAGCAUUAGGGGCCACAAGAGGAUCAGAUGCAGGACAGGCCAUGAGCAGUGGUAGCAGUACUUGUGGUUUGAAUAUGAUACAGAAGAAGCCAAAAAGUGGACCUGAGGAUGAAACAGGUGGAGAUCAAUUGGAGAUAAGUGGUACUGGCACUGGAUUUUCACUGGGGGCCUCUGGAGGAUCUACCCCUUCUACCCUCCCCCUGCCCCCUAGUGUGGAUCUCGCUUUGAUUUCCCACUCUCUCCUACAGCUUAAUAGAGCUGCAGCUGUAGCCGCUGCUGCUUCUAUUACUACUGGUCCAUCCCAGUCAUCUUCCUCUUCAGCCUCUACAUCCUCCCUGGCUACCUCUCUCCUCUCAAACCCUUCUUUAACUGCAUCGUCCACCAUUGCAGGACUAUUCAAGGGCACCAAGCAACAGCACUUUGAUGAGAACACUCCCCCUUCCCCAAUGCUUUCACCUGCAGCCUACUCCCAGCUAGCCCACCUGCCCAAGCUUCUCUUCCCGUCUGUGUCCACGUCUUCCUCUACCCCUGCUGCACAUGCCUCCCUCUACAACCACCCAGCACUGGGCUUGCUGCGCAACCCACUACCCUCCACUCCAGGCUCUCACCAGCUUGCUUCUUCUAGCCAUUCUCAACUUUCAUUCCCCUUCUCCUCCUUUCCUAAAGUUCCAGGUCCCUCCACCACCACCCCCUCCUCCCUGCAAUCUUCCAUGGCUACUUCCAUCCCUACAUCCGAAACCUCAAAGUUGCAGAGGCUGGUGGAGAAGCUGGAGAAGGUGCCUCCAAGCUCCUCCUCUCCAUGGACUUCAUCCUCAGCCUCUUCUUCCAUGCUAGAGAUGUUAUCUAGUGUUACCACUACCUCUUUAGCGAGUUCAGCCAAUAGUGGUUUCACAAAUGCCAGCACUUCUACAACAUAUGUCAUGGCUUCCCCACCAUCUUCAACUCUAGUGUCCACUUCUGUUUCAAAUUUCACCCAUGAGAUGAUUGCUGCCCUUGGCAUGAGUGGUAAUGGAAAAAGUGCCAUGACUGGCGGCUUGACACCAUCCCUCAACAUCACAGGACCAGCUGGUAACUUGGCACACAAUCAGUGUGGGGUAUGCCUUCGAGUGCUGAGUUGUCCUAGAGCACUUCGUCUGCACCAGGCUACUCACCUUGGAGAGCGCCCUUUUCCGUGUAAGAUAUGUGGCAGAUCCUUCUCUACCAAAGGCAGCCUGCGGUCACAUGUGGCUACCCAUCAUGCUCGGCCACCAAAUGCACGAGUCCAGAACUCCUGCCCACUGUGCCAGCGCAAGUUCACAAACGCCCUGGUGCUCCAGCACCACAUCCGUAUGCACCUUGGUGGACAGUUGCCCACAGAGGGAACUGAUGAUUCUGCACAUGAGUUACCAGCUGACUCUAAUGUCAAACCCUUGUCACAAUCUCAGUCCAAGAAUACUGACUCAAAUUCUGCCUCUAGUAAAACACCUCCUCUAGCAGGUUACUCCAAGAGCCCAGCCCCAAGCUCACAAUUUCAAAUUCCAGCAGUUGGCUCCAUCCCUGUCUCUGCUAGUAUAAAAACAGAAGAGGUAACCAAAAGUCUUAGCAAACCUGGAUCCCCCAGCCCAGACCUUAUUCCACCCUCUGACCUUAGUCCUGACCCCUUCAUGAAUACCACAACACAAACUUCACUGCCUGGCAGUGCAGACCCACCCGUCCUUUGUGUCAGUGCUCCUUUACUAGCCUCUCAGAAAAUGGAUCAAGCUUCAUCUGUUGGCAAAGACAACCAAGCUGAAGAAGCCAAUGCUGAUGUCAGUCUCUCUAAAUCCACAUCCUCACCAGUCUCCUCCACUGCUACCAAAACCACAGCACUGUCAAAUUCUAUGGAAGUGGAUUGUGGAGAGGAUGAAGCAGCUACCUCCUCCUGCCAUGGCUCCAAAUCUAACCUGGAAGACUCACAAAGCACACCCGGCCUUGAUGCUGACUUUGCUUACAACUGCCCUAGUACGACUUUGAACCCAAUCCUUAGUCAAGAUGCCCUAAAUGUCGACGCAUUAGCCACCUUACAAUCAGAAUCAGUCUCCCCAAGGCCCCAAUCCCCAGAACCAAUGGAAGAAGACAAAGACCAAUCUCUCCCACCAGCAACACCAAAGCAAGACCAAGCAACUGUGCCCGAUGAGGACCCAAAAAAGAUGCCCAGUUUGGACACUUCUGGCACUAACGGUGCUGAGGAAAGAGGUGCAUCACAGAGGGCUUCCACUUUUGUAAGGGAGACACGUCAGAGCUUUCAUUUUGGUUCAUAUGGGAGGGAAGACCCAGUGGAAAAUGUUAAGAUUAGUGGAUCAGCUCCAAAUGAUGCAAUGGAGGAUUCAGUCCCCAUCAGCCUUGCUCCUACCCUCCCAUCUCCAAUGUCUCGUCCUGAGAAGAAGACCUAUUGCUGUGCAGAAUGUGGAAAGGAGUAUGCGAGUCGCAGUGGACUGAAGGGGCACAUGAAGCACCAUGGCAUGGUUACCAAAACGACACGUCCAUCAGGCCGGAGCAGCCGUUCCUCCUCUGACCAGCUUCAGUCUUCUACAUCUGCAACUUCCUUAAGCAUUCCCGCAACCAGGAGCUCAGCAGGCUUUUGGAACCAGUACCAAGCCUUUCUUAACACCAGUGAUGAGCCAAGCGAUGACCAAACUGCUGGCAGCAAAGAAGACAACGAGGCGGAGCAGUCUUCAAAAUCACCGGCCGGGUCUCAGAUAGAUCCAAGGAUCCCUGACAAAACUGGGGAAGAGUCUGGUGAAGGGUCAUAAGUUGACUCUGUGACUGGCCUGGUUACAUUCUGGUGUUUUCAAUCAGUGUUUACUGUAUGGGCAUUUGUGUAGUACUGCUUCUUUAACACACUUUAGUAGCCUGUCAGUUUGAUAGUCAGAAUAAUAUGUUUGUAUGUGAAAGUUGUGAGUCAACCAGCUUGAUCUUGUGUUAAAAAAGACAGCUAUGUAAAAAUGAAAAUAUUCACGUCACAAAAGGAGUCCAGUGUUUGCCGGACUUCAUUAGAUGUGACAUAACAUUUGUCUGGCUGAAGUCGUCAAUAGUUUGAUGCACUUUCUAACAAAUAUAUUCCUGUUGUAUUAAUGUUUCAUAUCAGAUCUGGGUCAAGUAACUUUAUUUGUUUCUCUUACUUUAUGCAGACGGGAAAGGUUUAACAUAUUUGAUCCAAUUCAAUUUUAGUUUGGGAAAAAAGUUAAACAGUAAGUUCAAAGUUUAGGACUUAACUUGUGCCAAGUACCAAAUUUGAUCCAACUGGCACCAAAGGAGGCUCAAGAAACCAAAAGAUUUAUUUUUUUUUUGCAUCUGCAUCCCAACCUAUGACUGUGUCAUAUCUAGAACAAUCUUUCCCGAGGUUACAGAGGGAAGUGAGGAUAACAGGAAACUAAAAACUGCUUUGCUCCUCUGAUUUAAAGAUUAUUUUGCUUCACCAGAGCAAGAAAAACACACAAGUUGAAAGUGUUUCUGUGAGGAAUAUUAGGUUCUUAGUCCACAGUUCUGCAGUCCAGAUAAACUACUCACUAAAGUCACUGUGGUUUACUUUUCAUCUUAUUGUCCUGUUGAACCAGAAGCACAGUUGCAGCAUUUGUGAGCUCAGUGAGGACAUGGUCUUUAGUGUGAAA
Messenger RNA from Cheilinus undulatus (humphead wrasse), 5376 nucleotides. RefSeq names its product spalt-like transcription factor 2 (gene sall2). NCBI's taxonomy places the organism in Eukaryota, Metazoa, Chordata, Actinopteri, Labriformes, Labridae. The record is from RefSeq and is a predicted model, not a curated record. Bases 277 to 4518 code for a protein of 1413 amino acids. Gene Ontology annotation, molecular function: DNA-binding transcription factor activity, RNA polymerase II-specific; RNA polymerase II cis-regulatory region sequence-specific DNA binding. Gene Ontology annotation, biological process: regulation of transcription by RNA polymerase II. The transcript has 4 exons. Gene Ontology annotation, cellular component: nucleus.